UAUUUUAUUUUUAAAUAUAUUUUUUGUUUUUGAUUUAUAACUUAAAAGUGAUUUAAGUGUUGUACAAAAUGCAAAAUAUUGUAAUUUUUAUAAGUCUUAUAGCUCUGACGAGUGCAGCUUUCAAUGAAAUUACUAAAAACAAUGUUGACUUAUUCAAAUACUCUCCAAAUGAUGUUUUCACAUUAACUGAAGAUGUUGAUGAUGAUAAACCACCAGUACUUUAUAAUGGAGAAAAUACACAAGCAAAGACAGAACUUUUAGAAAACUAUAAUGCGGGGAAAAAAUUCAAAUACCAACUCAAAACUCAAAAUGGUAUUGACAUCCAGCAAGCUGGUAAGCUAAAGGAUGACAAGACUUUUGUUGUUAGUGGACAGUAUUCCUUUACCGGAGUUGAUGGUAAACGUUACAAGACAAGAUAUACUGCUGAUGAACUUGGUUAUCAUCCAAUGACUGAACUUGAUAUUGAUAUGCCUGAAGCAUUUGCAACACAAAUUCCAGUCACAGAAAAUAAAUUUCAAUUUUUAAAUCAGAAAUUCAACACAGACGAUUUUUUCAUCAAGCCAAUAUCUAUAAAGCCAAUUGAAAAGAAACCCGCAGCAACUUCUGGAGGAUUUGGUUCAGCCUUUGGAGCAGCUGGAGCUGGUGCUUCACAAUACACGGCACAAGGCUUUGGUUCAGGAUCUGGUUCCUCAGGCGCAGGUUCUGGUUAUGGCACAGGACUUGGGUCAGGCUCAGGACAAGGUUCUGGAUCAAACUUUGGUGCUGGUUCUAAUUCAGGAUAUGGCUCAGGAUCAAGUUCAGGUUCAGGAUCAAGCUUUGGAUCCAGUUCUGGAUACGGCCUUGGUUCUAAUUCAGGACUAGGAUCAGGUUCAAAUUCAGGAUCAAGCUUCGGUCCUGGUUCUAAUUCAGGAUAUGGCUCAGGAUCGAGUUCAGGAUCCGGAUCAGGCUUUGGUUCUAAUUCAGGAUUUGGCUCAGGAUCAAGUUCAGGUUCAGGAUCAAGCUUUGGAUCCAGUUCCGGGUUCGGCUCUGGUUCUAAUUCAGGACUAGGAUCUGGUUCAAAUGCAGGCUCAGGAUCUAAAUAUGGCUCUGGUAGUAGUUCCGGAGUUGGCUCUGGAUCAAGCUUAGGUAGUUCAGGAUCUGUCUUACAAUCAUCAGGAUAUGGAUCCGUAUCAAGCUUGGGAUCAAGUUCUGGGUCAUCACUAAAUUCAGGUCUUGGAUCUGGGUCAGGAUUGGGUUCACAACAAAAUAACUUUGUAUCCAGUUCACUUCAAGCACCUUACUCCUCACAAGGUGCAGGAGCGUACCAAGGAGGAUCUUCAACUGGAUCUUCGAAUGGUAGUGGAAAAGAUAAUAUUUAUUCAAUAGACCUUAAUGCCAAUCAUGCAGAAAAUGGCUACGAUUAUUCACCUCCAUCAAAUCAAUACCUGCCUCCUCAAUCAUUUGGCGAGCCCGCAAGACAAUGAAAAAUGUACCUUUCUUAAGUUAAUUAUUUUUAAUUUUAGCUUAAGUUUAGUUUACAAAUUUGUUAGUCAAUAAUUUUAGUUAAACUUGUCAUCAUUAAGCAUAAGUAAAUAGUAAUUAUACUGUACGCAUCAACUUAUAAUAAUAACGCACAUUUUGUAUACCUGAUAA
Molecule: messenger RNA, 1632 nt
Organism: Eupeodes corollae
Lineage: Eukaryota; Metazoa; Arthropoda; Insecta; Diptera; Syrphidae
Gene: Cpr11A
Exons: 5
Coding region: 69-1463 (464 amino acids)
Source: RefSeq, a predicted model, not a curated record